Molecule: messenger RNA, 3376 nt
Organism: Neoarius graeffei (lesser salmon catfish)
Lineage: Eukaryota; Metazoa; Chordata; Actinopteri; Siluriformes; Ariidae
Gene: znf668
Product: zinc finger protein 668
Exons: 2
Coding region: 453-2402 (649 amino acids)
Biological process (GO): regulation of DNA-templated transcription
Molecular function (GO): RNA polymerase II cis-regulatory region sequence-specific DNA binding; DNA-binding transcription factor activity, RNA polymerase II-specific
Source: RefSeq, a predicted model, not a curated record
AGGAUUUAAAAAAAACAUUACUUUCUGUAUCCUAAAUUGACAGACAAUAUGUUGGCUUUUAUAUAUUUUUUUGUUUAUCCGUACACAGGAGCUGUAGCCGUAGGCUAAGCGGGGUAGCUUUGUUAAUGUUUCUCCUCCCACAACACAAUCCCCAUUUUCUUGUCAGAUAGCUAACUAGCCUAGUUAUUUCGACUGGUGAUGUGCUUACCAUGACGCCAAGUCUAGCAGGUGUCUGCAAACAACAAAAGCGUGUUAUGAGUUUUUCAUCGACUGAAAUAUCGCACUUUUUACAAUCCGGUGGGUUUGCGGAAAUCCUGUAGCUUCGUGCCGACUCGAGCUCACGGUCCUAAAGCCUCUCGGGUACUACAGCACCACUGACAGCAGUUCACUUCUGAUACAGAUCGUGUUCUCGGAAACAUCUUCUACGCCUUCAGUAACAUUACAAUUGAGGAAUGAUGGCCUCGCCUCAGCCAGGCAGCCCACCUAAGGUUGAGCAGCAUACACCAACUCCUAAGACUGAGCCCAGUGAAGAUGACGAGAAUGAGAAUAUACCUGAGAAACCAACUAAAAGAAGAAACAAAGCGAGACAGUCAAAAUCUCAGAACGUAUUUACAUGCUCAGCUUGCCAGGAAGCAUUUUCCAGCCCCUCUGGUCUACGGAGCCAUAAGCUCGCAGCUCACGCUCAAGACAAGCAGCAGCCGUACACGUGUGGGCAAUGUAGCAAGACCUUCUCCAGCCGUGCUCAACUCUCUAAGCAUCAGCGCUCGCAUUCGGCUGAGCGUCCAUUCCAGUGCCCUCAGUGCCAUAAGGCAUACAAGACCCACAGCGAGUUGCGCAAUCACAGCCGCUCCCACACUGGAGAAAAACCCUUUGUCUGUACUGAAUGUGGCAAGGCAUUUAUGCAGGCCAUCUGCCUGCGCAUUCACAUGACGCAACACAGUGGCGAGAGGCCUCAUUCUUGUCCGCACUGCUCUAAGAGCUAUCCUACGCUGUCCAAGUUGAAAGUUCACCAGCGCUCCCACACAGGAGAGAAGCCUUUUUUAUGUGCAGAAUGCGGUAAAAGCUUUGCCGAUCCGUCCGUAUACCGCAAGCACCGGCGCAAUCACCAAGGCCACCGGCCGUAUUCCUGCCAACAGUGUGCCAAAACAUACACAGAGCUCAAGGACCUGAAGAACCAUGAGCGUUCUCAUACAGGUGAAAAGCCUUACCUUUGCUCGGACUGUGGCAAGGCCUUCUCACGCUCCUCUUCCUUGGCCUGUCACCUGCGUAUUCAUUCCCAGAGCAAGCCAUACCAGUGUGAGCAAUGUGGCAAAGGCUUUACUCAGCUGUCUUCCUACCAAUCCCACCUUCGCACGCACUCUGGUGAGAAGCCCUUUCUCUGUCCACAGUGUGGCAAGAUGUUCUCAGACCCUUCCAGCUUCCGCCGGCACCAGAGGGCACAUCAGGGAUUUAAACCCUACCCUUGUGACAAAUGUACCAAGAAAUUUCGACAGCCAGCUGAUCUAGCUGUGCAUCAACGUGUGCAUUCAGGUCAAAGGCCAUACAAAUGCCAAAACUGUGACAAGGCCUUUGUUGCAUCUUGGGAUCUGCGUCGGCACAUGCUGGUGCACACCGGCCUUCGACCAUUCUCCUGCACUGAUUGUGGCAAGUCCUUUGCAGAGCGCUCCAGUCUCAACAAGCACAGGAGGGUGCAUUCUGGAGAGCGGCCAUUCAAGUGCCAGAUGUGUUUCAAGUCAUUUGUCAUGUCAUCCAGUCUGCGCAAGCAUGAAAGGACCCAUUUACCUGAAAGACCCGUGCAACAAGAACAGGCCCCUGAAUCCGAGCAAAUCUUUCCCCAAAACACCAGACCACAAUUCUCUUGUGUCCACUGUGACAUGAUUGUCUUUGGGACUUGGGAGGAGGUGCAGGCUCACAACAGCCUCCAUGAAAUCUCUCCUCCAUCAGAUUCCACAAAUGUUCGCAUUGGCCCAUUUAUUUGCGAGACAUGCCAGGCUGAGUUCCCUCAGGUGUCUGAACUCCAGGCACAUGAGAAGGUACACCCCAAGCCACGGCCACAUAUAUGUGACAGCUGUGGCAAAGGCUUCUUAAACAAAGCUGGAUUACGGAAGCAUCAGCGCAUCCACACCAACAGCCGCCCACACUGCUGUGCAACCUGCGGCAAGUCUUUCCUCUUUGCUGCUUACCUCCGCAAACAUCUGCGUACACACCGUGACAAUCAAUCCUCAUCUCCUGUGCCAGAGACAGAUGUAACCCACACACAGCCGCUGCCAUCCCCAUCAGGUGCAGCCUCUCCGAUAAAAUCGGAGCCCUCUACGAUCUCUCUAACUGUGCCUGUUAUUGUACCAACAGCAUUCCAGACAAUGUCAAGCCAUGUGUACAUAAACAAAGAAGAGGACAUUUGAAAUACCAGUGUAUUGGACAUGAUUUUCAAUAUUGGAUUGGUGUUUGAUAAAGACAGCGCAAAGUGAUUGCCUCCUAACUGUUAGGUAUGUGACAUGCCUUGCAAAGCACCUGUGUGCACAAAUAGUCCCAGCUUGGCAUGCAAAAUGUGGGUAGUGUUGCUGCCUCACAGCUUCAGGGUCCCAGGUUUGGUGGCUGUCAGAAUGCCAGAAGGUGAACUGGCUAAGAUACAUUCCCCCUAGGUGUGUAUGCAUGGUGCUCUACAACCGACUGAUGUCCCAUCCAGGGUAUAUUUCCAUCUCACGCCCACUGCAAUCCCAAUCAGGACAAUCAGGAUAGUGGUUACUGAAACUGAGUGAGUGAGCUUACAGAGUGGAUCCUUUGAGAAGAAUUCAGUUGUGUCAUACAUACAUACAGUACAUACAAACAUACAAGUUUCUUGUUAAAUCCUGCUGUCUCUUUCUCUCUUAACAGGCUCUACAGAGCUGACUUGGAUUGUUAAUGGUUCUGUUUGGAAAAUGUAACAGAUCAACUCUAUGUUGUAAGGUCCUGUACAGAACAUGCAAAAUGUCCAUUUAAAACAAUAUAAGGAUUUGUAUAAUUAACCUUUUUUACUGAGUGUAUGAAACAAGAAAACUUUUGUAUAAUACCUUUAAAAAUAUUCUGUUCAUUUAUUAUUAUUAUUAUUAUUAUUUGUUUUAUUUUAAGGCAUUCCUUAUUUAAAUGAAUUAAUUGAUUACAUGAUUACAUAUAACUGUGUGUAUUUGUUUAAUCAUUGCUGCUAUAUCAAAGUUUAUAUCAGUCUUUGAUAUAUGUUUUUGCUCUGAGGUUUCAUUUUGCAUUAUAGGUUAUUGAAAGGAUCAGUAUUUUACAUACAAGCAAACUUUACACAAAUGCAUGAAUUUAUUAGAUCAUAGUCACUACCUUCAUAGUCACUACCUGUACAUGUCGGUUUACCUUCUGGUCAAAUGGCUGU